AUAAAUACGUAGGAAAGAGUAAGCUGUAAAGUAUUUAAUAAGAAGCACGGUCUCUCAUUCGUUAUAGCGACUACAGGGCAUCUGCGCGGCAGGGCCGCAGGUAUUUCUUUAUGCCAAGUGAAAGCGCGUGGAUAUCGAUCAUAUAAAUAGAAUUGUUUGUCUACGCGGAGAUGCGGCCCUAUAUAGGAGGAGUUAUUUUUGAGUGCUGUAUCGUGACUCGUUACAGUUCUGCGUUUAGUUCUACGGGGUUUUAGCCGCGACCAACAGUGCGACGGUUUUUCAUGUGCUGUGUCAUAUAAUAGAACAAAGAAACUGAGAUGCAAUUAAUUUGAUAUUCGUUACAUGUGUAAAUUUAUACACAAAAGAAGGAGAACGGAUUGUAAGUUAAUCCUAAGUGAAAAAUUGCUUUCUUCUUCAAAAAGAUAAUAAUCAUUUUGUUGGAUUGAUUUUUGGGUAAUAUAUCAAUCACGGUUUCGAAUCACUGAAUAGAGAUUGACAAUGUUCAGUUCAUUAAGGCUGGCGACGAUGCGUUCGCAUAAAAGCCGAACUAGACCAGGAAGCGUCGCCACAUCUGCAAGUUCCGAUUCCACAAGAGCUGAAGAGAUGCUCACACAAAUACAAUACCACCCUCACAGUUUUCUACUGCUAGAUGACCAAGAGACAUGCACGAGCAGCACAUUAUCAUCGCUUUCCAACGUUUCAUCAAAGGUCGCUCAAGUGAGGGUGGAGCGUGAGGACGGUAGUCUCGGUGUGACUCUCCGCGGAGGGAUGUCGAGAGCUUUGAUAGUAACAGGAGUUAAGGCCGAUGGUCCAGCUGCCAAGGAAGGCAGAGUCAGACCUGGUGACCGAUUGUUGGCGGUGGACGAUACUGAAUUGCGAGGAUUAACUCUGGCAGAGGCACAGCGAGCGCUUAAAAGAACCUCAGACACACCGACCGCAUCUCUCACGAUUGAAUACGAUGUUGCAAAUAUGGAGGAGACACGGGCGGCCACGUCAGGUCCAUUGCUUGUUCAAUUGGAACGUGGCCUUUCAGGAGAACUUGGUUUAACGGUAAGGGAGACAUCAAAUGGAGUCUACAUCGAUAGCCUUCGUCCGGCGAGCACAGCGGAUCGCUGCGGUGCGUUACAGGCGGGGGAUAGGCUGUUAGCCGUGGACGAUGUACCUGUUCAAGACGCGGUGACCGCUGCCAAGCUACUCAGAAAUAAUUCCGAGAGCUGCCGCAUUGCUAAAUUGCAGAUAUUACCGCGAUCGCCAAGCGCGAAAACAGUUAAAAGAAAAGCGCAACCGCAGACCCAACAAAGCUCGAGUCAGACUCUGCAGAUGAAGGAGAGUUUAACGGUCGUUCUCCGUCCGGAUCAUCGAGGUUUCGGACUUGCGCUUAAGUUAGCCGAGGAUUGCAUGAAUUAUGUAGUGAGUUUAUUGGAACCUGGCGGUCCGGCGGAACGAAGUGGCAUCCUUUUACCUGGCGAUAAAGCCAUCGCAAUCAACCGGAGAAUGUUACGUGAUUUGCAACAGUCCGAAGUAGUCAACAUAUUGGAGACAUCGCAAAUGAUCGAGUUAGUGAUAGAGUACAAAGUGGGUGGAUCGGUGGUGCCAAGUUCCGGAGUCUUCACAGUGAGAGUAGCCAGGCCAUUAGGCGGUCAACCUGAUCUAGGUCUAACGGUGAACGAGGAUCUAGUAAUCACAGAAGUUCGCCGAGGAUCACUUGCUUAUCGAACUGGCAGUUUAGCAUCAGGUGAUAGACUGCUCGCAAUAGAUGGACAAAAAUUGGAUCCCGGGGACUUGAGACAAGCUGCUCAAUUGUUGCAUCGACCAGGCGAUUCGGUGGUUGCUUUAACUAUUAGAAAACCAGAUCCUAAUGCGGAAAUAAGAGAUUAUUGCAGAGAGCCCAAUGUAGGAAGCGAUACAGUUCAGGCGCAAUUUUUGAACGGUGCGUUACGCUCAACCAGAGAGAGUCUUCCUAGUGUGGACAGCGCAGUAGAUUCCUGGGGUGAAUUGGGAGAUAACAGCGGUAUCAUGCCGGAAAUAUUAAAACUUUGGGACACCGCCUCUACAGACAGUGGACAAUUAGAUUUAUCAGUACCAUCUUAUCCGGGAAAACGGGCGAUAUCUCAGCAUGGCUUUUCGCUCGGUGGGACCUGUGUGAGUUUCCGUUAUUGCAACGCACAACCAAACAUUCGUGGGUUAUCAAGCUACUCACCGCUACUCAGCUCGAGAAGCCGCAUUACGUCGUCUUCGCUCUGCAGGCUGGUCGGAAGAAACGUCAUGCUUGAGGAUACGAGCCGAUUUGACUAUUGUAAUUGACAAAUGUAUCUAAACUCGGAAUGUUAUCCGUAUGACGAUAUGAAUCUGGAUUUCGAAAAAAACAAAUGGUCAAUUCUGUACACGCGUUUCUGUAAGGACCAUUAUGGAUACAAUAAUCUUAAGCCGAAUCAAUCUGUCAUGACUUUUCGACGACAAAAAGGUCCGUUUGUGAUUAUUGAUCGACCAGUGUUGUAAAUGAUCUUGAUCAAAUGAUCUAGAUCAUUAAUCUAGAUCAACUUCUAUUGAUCUAGUAAAGAUCUUUUUUUUACGAUAAUUUUUGAUCUGAUUUAGAUUUUUUAGAUUAUAUGAUCUUGAUCUAUACAAAAAGUAGAUCUUUUUAUUACUUGACUCGAAUGACUUUAGAGGGUCUCUAUCUAUACUGUAACCUCUACCCUAGGUCUGUUUUCCUUUUAGAAGACACAAGCGACACUUUUGACACAAAUCGACACACGUCGCUUUACAUUUAGAAUUUUAUUCAAACUCAAUCGACACUCUUCGACUCUGCUUGGGAGGAGAGUUAGAGUGUGUUUUUUGACUAGGACGUCAGGUUAGCAUGCGCACAAGCGUAAACACGUAUAUGUUGGUAUCAUUCGUUAUGUGCGGUGCGAUAUGCUUUAUGCGAACAAUCUCGAUAAAGAAAAAUAA
Molecule: messenger RNA, 2949 nt
Organism: Monomorium pharaonis (pharaoh ant)
Lineage: Eukaryota; Metazoa; Arthropoda; Insecta; Hymenoptera; Formicidae
Gene: Grip
Product: glutamate receptor-interacting protein 1
Exons: 6
Coding region: 499-2304 (601 amino acids)
Biological process (GO): neurotransmitter receptor transport, endosome to postsynaptic membrane
Molecular function (GO): protein binding
Source: RefSeq, a predicted model, not a curated record